UGAUGGUGGUGGGUCGUUAGUGUAGAACACGCAGAGGGGUGAGGGAGGUUGUGUAUUGAUGGCAGGGUGUCGUCGGACCGCAAGUGCUCAUAUAGUGAAUGGUUGUGAAGAACGAGUGUUUUGUUGAAAAUUAUGUUGCUCAGGAGACUGCCUUUGAUGUGAACUUUGGUAUUGUUUACGGACUAAAUGUCAUUUGUUAUAAGGUUAUGCAUCUGACGUUUGAGUGCAUCUCCACUUUGUAAUUAACGAAACAAAACCUCUGUAGUCAGUGAAGGAUACGACUUACCUGGACCAAACCAUAGCUUUUAACUUACGUUUUACUACAUACGUUUGGACAGUCUGCCGCUGCCAUAUAACGAUCCGUUUUGCAACGCUCUAUAAUGGAAAGAAUAUAGAGAUAUAUUAUCAUGGGAUGCAGAUCUGCAAAUUCUGAGCAUCUGGUGCAUUAACUUUUAUAAUGCCAUUACAUGGAAGAGGCCAUUUCUGUUGUUAAUAAAAUGGGUAUUAUUACCACAGCAGUUGCACUUCUUGUACUGAAUUAUGCUAAAGGUCACCAAGUAUAUGAAUCCAGGAUCUGUGCCGAGAAAAAUGUUCAGAUGCACCAUGCACCUGAUUCGCAUGAAUAUUUGAGCACAUUUAAAGCAGAGGAAAAUAGCACACAUACCAACAAAACAUGCGAGAGAUCUACGAAUUUCUGUUACGCCUACUGGGAGACCAACGGGACUGCUGUUACUUUCAUAAAACAAGGUUGUUGGGAGGUUUCUGGGAAGAGUGACUGCAUUCAGACAAAAUGCAUUGCUGACAAACCAUCAGCUGCACGAAACAAUUCAAGAUUUUGCUGCUGUUCAGGCAACUUGUGCAAUGUGAACUUCAUUGAUGAUUAUGUUAUGCCCACAGAGGACAUUACUACUGCCCUGUCACGUGCUACAAGUUUAAUGGAACCUGCUGACGAUGGAUAUCGAACUAUUCUCAUUGCCUUAGUUUGUGGCCUUGUACUAGUGUUAAUUUCUGUGGGUGUUGGAGUAAUCGUUUUGUGGAAAAUACAUGAAGCCUCUAUUUACAAGCAGACAGCUGAUGCUGUUCAUCUUAUGGACAAUGGAAGUCCAGGAAAUUACCAAUCCGACACCUAUGCCUUGGAGCACCUAAAAAUAUCCACAAUUGUAGGCCAGGGGCGAUAUGGAUGUGUGUUUAAAGGAACAUUGCUUGACAAGGAAGUUGCAGUAAAAAUAUUUCCAGGCCACCAUAGACAAUACUUUCAUAAUGAACGUGAUAUCUAUUGCUUACCAUUCAUGGAUAAUCCUGCUUUGUUAACAUAUUUUGGGUCAGAUGAACGUGUGAGUGCUGAGGGAUACAUUGAUUAUUUGCUGGUGCUUUCAUAUGCCACAAAUGGCUGCCUUCAGGAUUAUCUCAGGAGUAAUUUGGUGGACUGGAAUUGUUUAUGUAGAAUGGCACUAUCUGUUGCAAAGGGUCUAGCUCACCUACACACAGAUAUCCGUAAAGGAGAUAAAUUUAAGCCAUGUGUAACACACCGUGAUCUCAACUCAAGAAAUAUUCUUGUGAAAGCAGAUUUAUCAUGCUGUCUUUGUGACCUGGGAUUUGCCAUGAAGAUUUCUGGUUCAAAGUAUUUUUACAAUGGUGAAGAGCAGCAUGCAGAAACAAAAUCGAUCAAUGAUGUUGGCACCUUACGCUACAUGGCACCAGAAGUAUUAGAGGGAGCAGUGAACCUUAGAGAUUGUGAAUCAUCACUAAAGCAGAUAGAUGUGUAUGCAUUAGGAUUAGUGCUAUGGGAAAUAGCAACACGGUGCGCAGAUCUAUAUCAGCUUGGCACCUCUGUACCUCCUUAUAGUAUGCCUUUUGAAGCUGAAGUUGGUCACCAUCCAACAUUUGAACAGAUGCAGGUGCUUGUCUCUCGACACAAAGCUCGUCCUUUGUUUCCGGAGGGGUGGCGUGACUGGGCUGCUGUGAGACUGUUGAGAGAAACAAUAGAAGACUGCUGGGACCAGGAUGCAGAGGCAAGAUUGACUGCCCUCUGUGUUGAAGAGAGGAUUCAAGAACUGCCAUCACUUUGGGAUCGCAUGAGAGCAGCUAUAACAGCAUCAGGAAUGAGUCCUACUGUCAAUCCUACAGUCAAUCCCACGUUCACAUCUACAACGCUGAGUCAGCUACCUGGUGUAGUUCGGACUACCAAUAACAAUAACAACAGCAGCAGAAGCACCAAUACCAACUAUAACUACAAUAAUAAUUCAAGUAACAUGGGUCAUAUGAUCAGUUCUGGAUUACAUGAGAAGCAACUACCAGAUUCCCUGGAAAAUACUGAUUAUUCUGUUAAGUCGGGAAGUGGAACUUGUGGCAAAGAUGCCUGCGAGUCCAAUUUGUCUGAAGGCACUAUUGAAACUACUGUGACAAUAUCUCCUUCAGAUUCUCAUGGAGAGUCUUCAUAUAAAAAUUCAAAUCAGGCAUUUGUUCCACCCGGAGGCACGCACACUUUUCCUUUGUCUUCUGGGCUAACUUCUUCAGUGCAACAUCAGAGAGCAUCACUGCAGCCAUAUCAAGGACGAAAUCCAUGCAUGGAGAGGAAUUUGAUGCUGACAGCACCUUCAGACGAGGACUUAGCUUGUAAUGGAAAUACGUUAGUUGAUAGGUCUUUCAAGCAUGCUUCUGCUAGUAAUUAUUUAAUAAACACUGCAUUGUAUGAGCCUCAGGCACUUGUUUCACAUGAUUAUCUUAGUACAUCACAGUUGACAGCUGGUAAUAAUAGCAUAAGACCUGCAACACCCAUUCCUUAUGUACAAAAUGCUGUCUAUGACACGAAUUCUACAUGUACCGGAAUUCCAAAACAACCCAAUAUUCCUGGAAAUGGCUCAGCUGUUGUUGAUGGUGUAACACAUACUAAAAGUUCACAUUGGUCAAACUGGGGAAAAGGUAGUAGUAGAUGGGAGGGAUUUAAAAAAUAUUUGGAUUCAAAAACAAAAUCACUUUUUGGCAUGUCAAAGGAACGAGAAGCCCAUAUUGUUGAUUCAGGGAAUACUGUUGUAAAGGAAUUUGAUGAGGUGGAUGACGAUGUGAAAUCUAACUUAUUAGCUCGCCAAACUUCGGUUACUGUAGCUCCUUUAUCAAAAAGAUCCCCAGUAUUAAUGGAAACAAAGGUUUGUGUUUCACCACCUGAUAAACUUGUGAAUGGUGUUAGUACAAAUACUGGUGUAGUUACGUCUGUAAUGUCACCAUUGAUCUCAACUACAAAUAGAAAUGACAAUGAAAAUAAAGACAGCAAAGUGACAAAGAGUCAGAGACCAUGUACAUUAGCACUGACACCUGCAAAAUCAACAGUGGUGUGUGAAGAUACAUCUGUUGCUGUGUCUCGCCAGAAUCUCAGGGAACAGAUCCAUCAAGUUUUCCGCAACAGAAAUAAUGAAAAUGCAUCUCGUUUAAAGGACCCAAAUUUAAGGGUGAAGACUCCUGGUGAUGUUCCACCUUCUGUUAGGAGAAACCGUGGUAAAGGAGGUACUGCACGGUUUUCAUUAUAUGAUGAUAGAAUGAUGAUUACUAAAGAAUUCAGUAAAACUUCAUGUGCAAAUACAGAUCUGAAAACUAAUAGCAGUCAAAUUUUUUCAAGCUCAGUGCCAACAAACAUUGACAUUUCUUGUAGUUCAGAGAUACUUGAAAAGGUUGUGCCCUAUUCCUCGCAGAAUGACAGAAAACUGAAACUUAGAAGUAAUGACGCAUGUAGCUGCUAAAACUGUUGAUAAAACAAAAGAUAUUGCAAUUGUGAUAUUAUAAGAGCUUUCAGUAAAUUGUACUUUUAAGCAAGUUUUGGGCUGCACAAAAGUUUCUGGCAACGUCAGGAGCUUUAUAUUUAGGUAACUUAUGGGCUGUAUAGAAGUUUCUGGCAAUGUCAGGAGCUUUAUAUUUAGGUAACUUAUGGGCUGCAUACAAGUUUCUGGCAAUGUCAGGAGCUUUAUAUUUAGGUAACUUAUGGGCUGCAUACAAGUUUCUGGCAAUGUCAGGAGCUUUAUAUUUAGGUAACUUAUGGGCUGCAUAGAAGUUUCUGGUUGUGCCAGGAGCUAAAUAUUUUAAGAAACUUUUGGGCUGCAUCAAAGUUUCUGGCAAUGCCAGGAGCGUGAUACAUAGUGAGGAUCAUUACUUGUAAUAUAGUUGUAACUUCCAAAGAUUUAAGUAAGGCCUCCCGUGAUUAAUGAAAGAA
This is a messenger RNA of Schistocerca nitens (vagrant locust), 4201 nucleotides long. It is a transcript of the gene wit, whose product is annotated as bone morphogenetic protein receptor type-2. The record is from RefSeq and is a predicted model, not a curated record. The transcript is spliced from 14 exons. Gene Ontology annotation, cellular component: signaling receptor complex; plasma membrane. Gene Ontology annotation, biological process: BMP signaling pathway; protein phosphorylation; cellular response to growth factor stimulus. The coding region runs from base 468 to 3734 and encodes 1088 amino acids. NCBI's taxonomy places the organism in Eukaryota, Metazoa, Arthropoda, Insecta, Orthoptera, Acrididae. Gene Ontology annotation, molecular function: transforming growth factor beta receptor activity; ATP binding.